AUCGUCUGAAAAGAACAAGACUGUAAAAUGUCGAGUCCGUGGAAGCAAGUUUCUGGUCGACGGAUGCCUCCACUGCCCGGAAAUUCUUCCCCAUCAAUAUUCGGACGUAGAGGACCAUCUGGAGAAUGCGCAGAUAUCGGCCUCAAUCCUACCAAUGUAAAGAUGUACCUGAAUGCAAACCCCUGGCUCGUUGCGGAUUUCUUGAAGGAAAAUUCUAAUAACGAUGAAGUCCAGAAGAUCCUCAACUCCCAUUGUGUUCAGUUCCAGACAGAUACAUCGUACACUCACAGUGGGAGAUGUUCCAGGCUACAAAGUGUAUCAAAGGAAUCACUGACAAACACAGCUACAACAGACAGACAGGAGAUGUUGAACUCAAUGGUGAAUGUGAUCGAAGAAGCCAAAGAAUUGCCCAAAAUGUUGUAUCAUCUCAGCACUGUGAUUGUCAAAGCUAUUGAAGCUGAUGACUUCUUUUUGUACACUGUCAGCACUAAUGGCAAGGAUAUGCAUCUCUGCAGAGAAUGCAAUGGAAAGAUUCAGGAAAUCAUGUUUGGCCCGGUCAUUCCAGGAACUACCAUCUCAGCCUACGUUGCUGCUAAGAAAGAGGCAAUCCUUGUGGAGGACAUUCUUGGCGAUGAGAGGUUUCCAAGAGGAGCAGGGAUUGAGAAUAGUAAUGCCCAGUCUGUUCUAUGCCUACCAGUACUUCUUCCUAAUGGUGACCUCCCAGCCGUUCUUCAAUUGUCCAGAAAUUAUGGAAGUACUGCAUUCACAGAAGAAAACUUAGAGAUUGCAUCCACCUAUAUGCUUUGGGCAGGAAUAUCACUGAAUAAAGUCCAGAUGUGUAAAGGUCUGAUGAAACAAAGAGAAUUCAAUGAUUUCCUCUUAGAAGUCUCAAGGGUAAUCUUUGAUGACAUAGUUGCCAUUGACACACUGACUGAGCACAUCAUCAUGUUUGCUAAGAGUCUAGUCAACGCUGACCGCUGCGCUCUGUUUCUCCUGGAUCCCAAGACAGAGGAGUUAUACGCUGAUCUGUUUGAUGAGGGGAAGGUCAUUAAUGGCCAACCAAUCUUCACCAAGAAGCAACAAAUAAGGUUCUCCAUAGAGAAGGGAAUAGCAGGCCACGUAGCCAGGACAGGAGAGGUCGUCAACAUCCCUGAUGCAUACAGUGAUGAGCGAUUUAACAGAGAAGUUGACAUCCGCACUGGCUACACCACCCGCAGUAUCCUCUGCAUGCCCAUCAUGAGUCAUGGGUCUGUCAUCGGUGUGGUGCAACUCAUCAACAAGAAAGAUCCUAGUCAGCAUGCGUUUGGUAAAACCGACGAGUCCAACUUCAGAAUGUUUGCUGUGUACUGCGCACUGGCUCUGCAUUACUCCAAGGUGUACAGCAGCAUCUUACAUUGUGAGCGGGUCCUUGGAGUCACCCAAGAGCAGUUAGCCUUCCACACCGUUGCCACGAGUGAAGAUGCUGACAGGCUUCUGUCGAGGUGGACCAAACGAACCAUCAUUCCUGAUGAUCUGGACAGCUUUGAAUUUGAUUGCCGUCCACACACCAACAUCCUGUGUGACCUCUUGCUGCACAUGACCCUCAAACUCUGCGGAGAGGACUGUUUUGACCUGGAGACGCUGGCCAGAUUCCUCCUGACAGUCAAGAAGAACUACCGGCCCAACCCCUUCCACAACUUUGCCCACGCCUUCAACGUCGCCCACUGCAUGUAUGCCCUCUUGAUGCACUCCCCUGGUGUCUUUGCAGAUUUUGAGUGUCAAGCAAUGUUCAUCGCCACCAUCUGUCAUGAUUUAGACCAUCGAGGGACCACCAAUGCUCUCAUCCAGAAGUCAGACUCACCCCUAGCUGACCUUUACGCCUCCUCCAUCUUAGAGAAUCAUCACUACCAGACAACGAUGAACAUCUUGCAACAUUCGGGACUCAACGUCUUCGCCCGCCUCCCCGUCAACACUUACAAACAGGUGAUUGGGCUGAUACAGCAUUGCAUCCUGUCCACCGAUCUCAUGCUUUACUUUGGCAAUCGUCAGGAGGUGGCUAAACUCCUGCUAUCGCAGGGCCUUGAUAUCACCAACACGGCUCAAAGACCCAAAAUCCAGGCAUUGAUGAUGACGGCGUGUGAUCUGUGCGCUACGGCCAAACUCUGGCCAAAUCAGCGAGAAGCAGUCGACUGUCUGUAUCAGGAAUUCUACGCCCAGGGGGAUGAGGAGAAGAAGCGAGGAGAGCAACCCAUGGAAAUGAUGGACAGAGAUCAGCACCACACCCUGCCCAAGCAGCAGAUUGGUUUCCUGACCAAUGUGGCCCUGCCCUGCUUCUCAACAUUGUCAGAAAUCAUUCCUCCUGCAAAGUUCCUUCUUGAGGGAUGCAAGGAUAACUUGGUGCAGUGGCAGCAGGAGACCAAGGGUAAGAGUACAGCCAUGUGGGAGCCGGGCGUGUCCAGACUGUCCCCCUCUAAAAAGUAACAAGAACCUAAAAGUCAUCAAGAUCAGCCACUGUAAUCCACUAUAAUAAGAGUUGCUGUAAAGCGAAGUGUACAAGGCAAACUUGAGUUGUUGGAUGCAGGAGCAGGGGCAUCAUAAUGGCUGAUGAAUU
This is a messenger RNA of Patiria miniata (bat star), 2590 nucleotides long. Its product is annotated as cAMP and cAMP-inhibited cGMP 3',5'-cyclic phosphodiesterase 10A-like. The transcript is spliced from 24 exons. Gene Ontology annotation, biological process: negative regulation of receptor guanylyl cyclase signaling pathway; signal transduction. The record is from RefSeq and is a predicted model, not a curated record. Gene Ontology annotation, molecular function: 3',5'-cGMP-stimulated cyclic-nucleotide phosphodiesterase activity; protein binding. The coding region runs from base 28 to 2460 and encodes 810 amino acids. Lineage: Eukaryota; Metazoa; Echinodermata; Asteroidea; Valvatida; Asterinidae.